UUAUAUUUACAACAGCAGGAUAGACAACAAAACCGGGCAACUACGACAGGAAGGAUUUUGUAUUUCAUUUUCACUUAAAAGGUAUAUUUUUAUGAAAAAGAUUGCAGCUGAAUCCCUCAGCUCCUUUGUUCUAAACAUGCCACAUGUAGGCUAUAUCUGACCAGACUUUUUAGAAAAACAACGUGGACUAAUUUUGAAUGUUGGAAUGGAUUCAAUAACCAUUGAUAUCAGAAAGAGAAGAUAUGCUUCAACUUGCAACAGAAAACGGAUCUUUUGUUGUGUUGGAUUUGCACUGCUGCUUCUUGUAAUUUGUAUCAUAUUGGUGGCUGUCUUUGUUGUUGUUAAGAAGAGGAUUGUUCAGAGUGGCCAGCCUUUUGCCAGCAUGGAUACACUUCAGUUUUUCAAUGUAACAGAUGGUCUUGCAGUCACAUGGUACAAUGGGGAUAUGUCAAAGAAGCAGAUGGAAGAUGUCUUGAGUAGUGAUGCCAUGAUGUUGGAAGCAGAUGUCACAUUGGGAGGAAGCCCAAGUGGUCAAGAUGAAACUACUGUGCCAUCUGUGGCAAGGGAUAAUACAUUGCAAGAGUGGAUGGAAGCCAUUUUAGAUGCUAAUCUGAAUGGCAGGAAAAAAGGUGUCAAGUUGAACAUGAAGCAUGACAAAGUUAUUGGACCCACGUUAAAGGUUCUGCAAGCCAUGAAGGAUAGUAUAGUGAUACCAGUUUGGAUACAUGCAGACAUACUUUUAGGUCCCGGAACCAACAAAACUAUGAUUAAUCCUAUGCAGUUGUUUUCACAAAUUGACCAAAUCUAUCCUGCAGUGACAUUGUCCGUAGCUUGGGCAUCUGACUCUUCUCAAACUUCUUACACACAAAGCAUAAUGGAGGAAAUGUAUUCUCUUAUUAAGAACCUUAAGCAGCCAGUGUCUAUAACAGUCAGAGCAGCUCUUGUGAAGAAUGCUUGGCCCAAUUUAAAAUGGUUGCUGAGCCAGAACUCCAAUUUUACGCUGACAGUUUGGAACCCUUCAGGAGUAACAGACAAAGAAGGAACAGAUUUAUACGACUUACUUUAUGUUCGAAACAAUUGGUAUAUUGAAAAGAUCUUUUAUGAUUUACCAGGAACCAAGUUUAAAGAAUUUCAGGAAUUAUCUGUAACAGCAGGAAGUCCCCUCAACUUCUUUGAUGUUAAAGACAGAGAUGCUAUUGAUAUCACAUGGGCUCAUGCUGCUAACAGUAUAGCAGACAUGGAAAUGGCUUUGAAAAGUGAUGUCAUGAUGUUGGAGGCAGACAUCUUACUUCGUGGUCAGGGCACAGCUAGUCAAACAGACAUUCCUAUUAUGGCACACCCUCCAGCUAUAGAUAGUGAUAAUACCUUUCAAAACUGGUUCACAAAUGUUGUUCAAACUAAAAAAGGGCUGAAACUAGAUUUUAAAAGCAUCGGAGCAGUUGAACCAUGCUUGCAAAUUCUUAAUUCAUCCAGGGGCAGUCUGCGUCAGCCAGUUUGGCUUAAUGCUGACAUACUUGUUGGACCUAAUGCAGCUGGCAGCAAACCAGUUGAUGCUGCAGAAUUCAUCAGUGUUAUCCAACAAAACUUUCCUCAAGCAACAUUAUCAAUAGGGUGGAAAACUGCCUGGAAUAAUUCCAGCACAAAUGAAGGAUACACACAGGCCAUGGUAGAAGAAAUGGCUGGCAUUUGUAUCAACUUGACCCAACCUAUCACCUUUCCUGUCCGUGCCAUUGCUGUGCGACCAUCAUGGCCUCAGUUAAAAUGGCUGUUGGAUCAGUCUCUCUCCUAUAGUCUCACCAUAUGGACAACUGCUGCUGAUGACCUGAAACAAGCAGAUAUGCAGUGGGUGCGUGAUCAGGGGUAUGAUGAGGACAGGAUUUACUAUGAUCUACCAGACAGCCUGAUGCCUAGAAGAAACAGAGAGGGUGAAAAAACCUACAAGGAGGGACAUGAGCUUUGAUUGUUUGUGCAAAAGUAAUGCCAUACCAUACAAGCAAUAUAAGUGCGUUAGACUUGUAGUUAUAUGCCCCAGGACAGCAGCUGUAAGGACUCUUACAAAAUAUGGGUCUGUAUAACAGUUUUGUCCUAUUCAUUCAAAAUUAGGACAUAUCCUAUUCAUUAUGCAAGAUUCCUAGGUACGGACUUACUGCAUAUACAGUACAGUACCUACAUAAGAAAGUUGGAUGAAGUCAUGCAUUAAGUUAGUUAUCAAUUUGCGUGUGUGUUAUUGUAUCUGUGGGGAUGAUGUUUGUCUAUCUCAGGAAAUGGCACAGAUCUGAAAACCAAAUCAUCACAAGUUCAGGCUCUGUCCUCCAUUUGCACAAAGCUUACUAAUUUCUUAGAAUUGUUCUUUGUUCUUAACAAAUAAUUUCAGUACCCCCACCCUCUAUAUGUAGAAUUGCAUGAUCAGUUUCUACAUGCAAAUGUAUGGCAGGAAAACCUCUCUUAUUAUGUUUUGUACAUGUCACACAUAGACACUAGUGCUUUCUUUAAACAGACAAAGCACAGCUCAUCUCUUACAAAUAUCUUUUCUUUCGUGUUUUAACCAUUAAGCAGUGGAUAUCCAUAAAUUGAAUGUGAACCAGUGCAGAAAAUGCAAGGGGAGGGUAUGACUUGACCCUAGCUGGGAACAGGCAGAGAUUGUGGUUAAGGAGUGACAGAAUCAUGACAUUGGUUUCUCUGCUAACUUGCUGUCAUGCAUUAGUUGCCAAAAGGUGGAUGAACAAGGAUUCUUGCAUGCUUUUCCCCCAAACUAUUGGUAUGACUAAUGUGACAACGUUAUUGACUUUGUCUUCCAUGUUCCUACAUAUCCUUUAUUAUCACUUUCCUACUUUGCUAUCUACAAUUAAUUCCUCUCCGUUCAACCUCUUACAUUGUUCUCUCUCGUUUACAUUACAUUCUGCGCUACAACGAGGUCAUGUCAAUCAAGUUACACUACAAAACACUCCCUUCUCUUAGUCAAUACAGAGGUUUAGCAAACAACGAAGACGAAGUA
This is a messenger RNA of Lingula anatina, 2995 nucleotides long. RefSeq names its product protein FAM151B. NCBI's taxonomy places the organism in Eukaryota, Metazoa, Brachiopoda, Lingulata, Lingulida, Lingulidae. The record is from RefSeq and is a predicted model, not a curated record.